UUGUAAUAGUAUUUUUAAUUGUACAUGUAUUUGAUAUUGUUUUAAAUACAAUGAAUAUAUUUGACUUAUUCUGAAGUCUUUUAAUUGUUACUAUAAUUAUUUUUUAUAAUUAUUGUAUUUCCUUUUAUCUGAGGUGUGUCCUCCAGACGCCAUGUUCUGUCGUGACGUCACCAAACGGGAAGUGAGCUCGUUGUUCUCCAUGGUGGCUGCCUGGCUGCGAAGGCUCGCGGACCAAAACAAGUCCUUCUCUGCUGCUCUUCCUCCUCUUCCUCAGCGCGGACCAUGGACGGGAGUCAGAGUUCAGCUCGUCUGUCAGCGGCUCUGAGAACAUGAGCUCCUCUCACCUGUCCACAGUGGAUGGCACUGAUAGACUGUGUGUUUCUGAGCGUGCUCAGUGCGUCCCAUCUCGGGUCCUUCACCUGCGUCAGCUUCCCCCUGACGUCUCUGAACAGGAAGUGCUUUCUCUGGCGCUUCCCUUUGGUCGAGUUAGUCAGCUGAUCACGCUGAAGACAAAGAAUCAGGCAUUUUUAGAAAUGGCGUCAGAAGAAGCCGCUGUUACCAUGGUGAACUACUACACCUCAGCCACGCCCUCCAUCAGGAGCCAGCCAGUCUACAUUCAGUACUCCACCCAUCGCGAGCUCAAGACUGACAAUAUGACCAAUCAGAGGGCUCAGGCAACGCUGCAGGCCAUGAAUGCAGGUGCAGUGCACUCUGGGAACAUGGCUUCAGGUGGGGAGGGCCGGGGCAUAGCUCCAGGUCAGAGUCCCGUCCUGAGAAUCAUUGUGGAGAAUUUAUUUUACCCUGUGACUCUGGAGGUCCUCCAGCAGAUCUUCAGUAAGUUUGGCUCCGUGCUGAAGAUCAUCACGUUCACCAGAAACAACCAGUUUCAGGCUCUCCUGCAGUUCAGCGACACCGUGCACGCUCAGCACGCCAAGGCCACUCUAGACGGUCAGAACAUCUAUAACGGCUGCUGCACGCUGAGGAUUGACUUCUCCAAACUGAGCGUGCUCAACGUGAAGUACAACAACGACAAGAGCCGGGACUUCACCAGAGCCGACCUGCCGAGUGGAGAGCUAGAGCCCGCCGCCGCCUUCGGUGUAGCUUUGCCUCCGUAUGGAGCAGCGGCAUUCCCGCCCACUUUCCACCAACACACAGGUCUGUCCAUGGCGGCCGUCCCCGGCUCGCUAGUGUCUCAUCCUCGCGUCUCGCUGCAGAUGGCGCCUCCUGCUGUCCAUUCGGUGCUGCUGGUGUCGAACCUAAACCCAGAGAGCGUCACGCCUCACUGCCUCUUCAUCCUGUUCGGUGUUUACGGAGACGUUCAGAGAGUGAAAAUCCUCUUCAACAAGAAGGAAAACGCUCUUGUUCAAAUGAGCGACGCCACGCAGGCUCAACUCGCGAUGAGUCACCUGAACGGGCAGCGUCUCCAUGGUAACGUGAUCCGGGUGACGUUGUCCAAACACCCGGUGGUGCAGCUGCCUCGCGGAGGGGCGGGGCAAGAAGAACAAGCGCUGACUCGGGACUUCUCAGGCUCUGCCCUCCACCGCUUCAAAAAGCCGGGCUCCAAAAACUUCAACAACAUCUUCCCUCCGUCAGCAACGUUGCACCUCUCCAACAUCCCCUCCUCAGUGAGUGAGGAGGCGUUGAAAGAUUUAUUUUCUUCGAAUGGAUUUGCAGUAAAAGCUUUCAAGUUUUUCCAGAAGGACAGGAAGAUGGCGCUGAUGCAGCUGGCUUCGGUGGAGGAAGCCAUUGAGGCUCUGAUCGCCCUUCACGACCACCAGCUGGAUCACAACCAGCACCUCCGUGUCUCCUUUUCCAAGUCCACCAUCUGACCUUUGACCUCUGAGCGGCCGCUUGGCGCGCAGGGCUUCUGAUUUGCCCGCGGCGCAGACAGACGGACCACGGGGAUAUCUUUCUGUGCCUACAGCCAGCCUCGUAUCAUGGUGGCAAAUGAUGCCACAACCGAGGGUCAUGGCCAUGGCUACAGAGGUUACAGAGCACAUUCCGGAGCAGACUGAGUAGCAGUACAUUGUGGGUAAUGAAGUCCAUCAUGGAGGUGACGUGAGUUUGUGUUUGUUAAUGUGAUGCAGGAAAAGAAAUCAGGAAGUAAAAAAACAAACAAAAAAAAAAGGAAAAAAAACCUACCUUUUAUCAAAGGUUUACUUUGAAUUUAUCUUUAUUUAAAAUUACCGAUGAGCAUUCAGUAAAUUAUUAUAGAUAUUAUUUUUAAAUAAAAUGAAAUGAUUUGACCCCUUUUUUAUGUUUAAAAUUCAGAUUCCAACGUUUUUCUUUUUACUUCAGGUUUUUAUUUUUCUCGUUUUUCACAAACUUCCGCCUUGUUAUUUUUGAAUUUUCAGCCUCUCUGCAUGCUGCCGUCUGAUUGGCUGGAAUUAUGUUAAGGAUUAUUAUUUUUAAUUAUUAUUUUAGGGUUAAGCUGCGAUCUCAAAUCUUCUUCUGUGCCUUAUUUUCUGAAUUAUUCUGCUGGGUUCUGUUUUUUUAUGUGGUGUUUGGAGGUUUUGGUGACGGGUUGUGUUUGUGUGUCUUUGGAUUUUUUUUUUUUUUUUUUUUUGUUAAGUAGAAUUUUUCCACUUCAUUUAAAAUAUUUUUUGUUGUUGGUCAACAUUUUGGGUGGGUCUUUUAAUCAUGAAUGUAUUUAUACUGUACAACAUGUAAGGCUUUCUGUGUGUUUGUGCGUGGGUAUUUAUGUGUGUGGGUGUAUAUAUAUGUGUGUGUGUGUGUGUGUGUGUGUGUGUGUGUGUGUAUUGAGCUGAGCUGUAAGUGGUUGAGCUUCAAAUGUCCCAUCUUUUACUGAAUUCAUUUUAUUAAUUUCACUCCCUUAUUUUAAUAUUUUUGUUUCAUUUUCUGUUUGGAUUCGAAUUUUUUUUUUUUUUUUUUUUAAAUGGGAAAAAAGCCACAAAAUACAGGAAGCUGCCGAUUCCCAGUUUGCCUUCUGACCUCAGACCUGCCUACCGCUGCCAUUUAGUUCAUUUUCUGUUCAACUUUUUCCCCAUUUUACAUUUUUAAUUGGAUAUUUUACAAAUUAAAUUGUAAUUUAGUGUUUUUUAUGAAUUAGUAAAUAUUGUUAUUAUUGUUGUUUUUAGACGCAUGUUUUCUGACCAAAAAAGUGAAUUUUUAAUUUACUUUUUUUAAUAUAGGAGUUUGUUUCCCACUUAUUUAAAGAUUUUAAGCACUUUAUGUGAAAUUGUUACAAGUGUUGUGGGUGGGCGGGGUCAAAACAAGCCAAAGUUCCUGUGCCUUUUAAUUGGACAAAUCCAUUUGCCCCCAUUAUGAAAUCACUUCCUGUUUAAAUGGCUUAGAAAACUGUUUUCCUUCUUUUAAAUUUAAAUGUAAACCACACCAUGUUUAAAAAAAUAAUAAUUUAACAAUAAACCCGCCUACUAUUGCCUUUCAAAAUAACAUUCCCUGCUAAUGUUUUGAAAGCAUUUUUGUUUACAGUUGUCUACAUAUUUGUUCUAGCCUUGGUUAAUUGAUUAACAGUUGGGAUUAAAAAGUGUGUAUGUGAAAACAUGAAAUCUUCAAAAUAUAUUUGCCCUUUCAGAAUAAGGUUAGAAAUGGUUGUUUAAAAUGUUGAGAUUUUAUUUUGAUUUUUUUUUUUAACUUUUUGUUAAAACAAACUGUUUUUAUACCUGAAUGUAUCAGCUGAUGUAAAGUAGUUGUGGUGCAUUGUGGGAGCUGGUGGGAUUUUAUUGUUAUUAUAUGAAAUAUUUUUAACAUGGACCAGUGCAUGAUGGGAAGGGGC
This is a messenger RNA of Pelmatolapia mariae (spotted tilapia), 3757 nucleotides long. RefSeq names its product polypyrimidine tract-binding protein 3-like. Gene Ontology annotation, molecular function: mRNA binding. The coding region runs from base 330 to 1829 and encodes 499 amino acids. Lineage: Eukaryota; Metazoa; Chordata; Actinopteri; Cichliformes; Cichlidae. The transcript has 14 exons. Gene Ontology annotation, cellular component: nucleus. Gene Ontology annotation, biological process: regulation of RNA splicing; mRNA processing. The record is from RefSeq and is a predicted model, not a curated record.